AUGUACUCAUUUAAUCAACGUCCGGAUACAGUCGUUAUCGAUGAACCAUUUUACGGAAUUUGGUUAAAAAAAGUUGAUAAAAAAGAUCAACCAUGCUUUGAUGAAGUGAUGCAAACAAUGGAAUGUGACGACGUGGAAAAGGUUCAUGAUGAAAUUGAAAACCAGGAAAAAAUAAAGGGCAAUGUUUUUGUUAAAAAUAUGUCCAAUAUCAUAGAACUUACAAAUAAGAAUCGUCUAUUGAACUAUCGUCACAUAAUUCUUAUUCGUGAUCCUGCUGAGACUAUCGUAUCUCAUUACAAGAUAGAUCAUUUGAUAGUUUCACAAUAUGGAUGUCUAAAAGAUCAAGUGACAUUCUACGACUGGAUAAAAAUGGCUACAAAACAAGAUCCAAUUGUUGUUGAUGGUAAUGAAAUAAGAAAAGAUCCACAAUCCGUAUUGACACAGAUGUGCGAUCGAUUGGAUUUGCCAUUUACGGAUAAGAUGUUAUCGUGGCCAACUGGUUUGAAAUCUUGCGAUGGUGUUUGGGCUAAAUUUUGGUAUAGCGACCUACAUUCGACAACUGGAUUUAGACCACCAUCUGGAAUUAAAAUAACGGAGAAUGAUAUUCCCAUGGAACAUAUACCUUUCUAUCGUGAAGUUUUACCUUAUUAUCAAAAACUUCUAUCACACAGUAUCCGAGCGUAA
Rotaria sp. Silwood1 is the source of this 684-nucleotide messenger RNA. The record is from the annotation of a GenBank genome assembly. Lineage: Eukaryota; Metazoa; Rotifera; Eurotatoria; Philodinida; Philodinidae.